Molecule: messenger RNA, 3391 nt
Organism: Gambusia affinis (western mosquitofish)
Lineage: Eukaryota; Metazoa; Chordata; Actinopteri; Cyprinodontiformes; Poeciliidae
Product: sushi, von Willebrand factor type A, EGF and pentraxin domain-containing protein 1-like
Exons: 27
Coding region: 1045-3285 (746 amino acids)
Source: RefSeq, a predicted model, not a curated record
UCUCGUUUACAGUGGAGGAAGAGUCGUUUACACCGUGAGGAGAGUCUCUACACAUCGUCUCCAUGUCUAAAGUUGGACUGAGCUAGAUACUGCUUUGUCAGGAUAGUUUGUCUCCUUCCACAUUAUGUUAUGAAGGUUUUACUGGACACCGGCAGAGAAAGAAAACUCCUCAUCCUGUACCUAUUUAUCUGGAAUGUUGCAGCUGAUUGUCCCAUACCUCAACAUGGACAAUACAUAGUUCUCACAGAAGAAUCCCUCCUAAAAAAUGCAUUCCCAAAUGGUACUGUGAUCACAUAUGAGUGCAGACUUGGAUAUGAAAAAAGAAAGACUGUGGACUCCCUGAAGCACAACCACACAUGAUAUUUGAUACCAGCCAGGAUACUUUGCUUGGUGCAGAGGUCAAAGUAACCUGUGAAGAAGGUUACGUGCUGUUUGGAUCCACCCAUAGAAUUUGCCUGGGCAUGGGGUGGGUUGGAAGUGGAGACUGUGUCUUUGUUACUUGUCCCAAACCGACUAAAGUGGAAAAUGGCGAACAUUCUUGGAAUAGUGACGAUGAACCAGUAUACCAACAAACAAUAAAUUUCACAUGUAAUACAGGAUACACUAUGGUUGGGAAUGAAACCAUUAGGUGUACUGAAACUGCCGAAUAUGAUUCUGAGCCACCACAAUGCAUCGCUUAUUGCCCCAUACCUAACGGUGGAGAGAACAUGGUUCUCACUAAUGAAUCCCUCCUAAGAAAGGAUUUCCCAGAGGGUACCAAUGUCACAUAUGAGUGCGCCAAUGGAUAUGAAAAAGAAAAUGGCUCUGAGAUCAUAACCUGCAUUGAUGGGAAUUGGACUGAGCCAGAUCUAAUCUGCAAGAAAAAUAUACUUCGUCUAGACAGUGUGGCCUUUAUUGCAACAGCUAAAGAAAGUGAAUCGUCUUCAGUGGAAGGAGAAUUAUUUACCCCGUGAGGAGCGUCUCUACGCACUAUAUUUCCAUGACUAAAGUUGGACUGAGGUAGAGGCAGCUUAAUCCGGAUGGUUUGUUUUUCCUUCCACAUCUAUGGAGGAUUUAGUUGACACCGGCAGACAGAGAAAACUCCUUAUCCUGUACCUUUUUAUCGGGAAUAUUGCAGCUAAUUGUCCCAUACCUGAACAUGGAGAGUACGCAAUUCUCACAGAAGAAUCCCUCCUAAAAAAUACAUUCCCUGAUGGUACUGUGAUUACAUAUGAGUGCAGACGUGGAUAUGAUGAAGUAAGUGGCACUGGGACGGCGAACUGCGUCAAUGGGAAGUGGACCAAGCCAGAUAUCAUCUGCAGGAAGAAAGAUUGUGGUCUCCCUGAAGCACAGCCACACAUGAUAUUUAACACCAGCCAGGGUACUAUGUUUGGUGCACUGGUAAAAAUAACCUGUGAAGAAGGUUACUGGGUCACUGGAUGGCGCUACUUGCAGUGCACGGGCACAAAGUGGUAUGGAAAGCCAAAUUGUGUCCUUGCUACUUGUCCCAUCCCGACCAAAGUGGAAAAUGGCGAACAUUCUUGGAGUAGUGACAAUAAACCAGAAUAUCAACAAACGAUAAAUUUUUUGUGUAACACAGGAUACACCAUGAUUGGGAAUAAAACCAUUAGGUGUACUAAAACUGGCAAAUAUGAUUAUGAGCCACCACGAUGCAUCGCUUUUUGCCCCAUACCUAAAGGUGGAGAGAACAUGAUUCUCACUGAUGAUUCACUCCUAAAAAAAGAUUUCCCAGCAGGUACCGAGGUCACAUAUAAGUGCGUAAUUGGAUAUGAAAAAGUAAGUGGCACUGGGAUCAUGAUUUGCGACGAUGGGAAGUGGACCGAGCCCGAUAUUAUCUGCAGGAAGAAAGACUGUGGUCUCCCUAAAGCACAGCCACACGUGUUAUUUGACACCAGCAACGGAACUCUAUUUGGUGCAGUGGUUAAAGUAACUUGUGAAGAAGGUUACUAUAUCAAUGGAUUGAACUACAAACAGUGCUUGGACACAGGAUGGUUUGGAACUGCAAAUUGUGUCAUUUUCACUUGUUCCAAGCUGACCAAAGUGGAAAAUGGCAGACAUUCUUGGAAUAGUGACCGUGAACCAGAAUAUCGACAAACUAUACAUUUCACAUGUAACACAGGAUACACCUUGUUUGGGAAUAAAACCAUUACGUGUACUAAAACUGGCAAAUAUGAUUCUGAGGUACCACGAUGCAUUGCUGACUGUCCCAAACCUCAACAUGUAGAAAACACAGUUCUCACUGCUGACUCCCUCCUGAAAAGCUUUUUUCCAGAUGGUACUGUGAUCACAUCUGAGUGCAUAAGUGGAUAUAAUAAAGUAAGUGGCACUGGGAUCAUUAAAUGUGUCGAUGGGAAGUGGACCAAGCCAGAUAUUGUCUGCAGGAAGAAUGACUGUGGGCUCCCAGAAGCAAAACCGCACAUGUUAUUUAAUACCAGCCAGGGUACUCUGUUUGGUGCAUUGGUUAAAGUAACAUGUGAAGAAGGGUACCGGAUUAUUGGAUCAAGCUCCAUACAGUGCUUGGCUACAGGAUGGUUUGGAACAGCAGAUUGUGUGAUUGUUACUUGUCCCAAACCAACCAAAAUGGAAAAUGGCAAAAAUUCUUGGAAUAGUGACAAUGAACCAGAAUACCAACAAACAAUACAUUUCACAUGUAACACAGGAUACACCUUGUUUGGGAAUGAAAUCAUUAGGUGUACUAAAACUGGGGAAUAUGAUGCCUACCUACCACAAUGCAUUGCUCUGACUUGUCCCAAACCAACCAAAGUGGAAAAUGCCGAACAUUCAUGGAAUAGUGAUAAUAAACCAGAAUAUCAACAAACAAUAAAUUUCACAUGUCACGCAGGAUCCUAUAUGGUUGGGAUUGAAACCAUUAGGUGCACUGAAACUGGUGAAUAUGAUUAUGAGCCACCACGAUGCAUCGCUUUUUGUCCCAUGCCUAAAAGUGGCGAGAACAUGAUUCUCACUAAUGAAUCCCUCCUACAAGUGAAUUUCCAAGAGGGUACCAACAUCACAUAUGAGUGCAGCUAUGGAUUUGAAAAAGAAACUGGCUCUGAGAUCAUAACCUGCAUUGAUGGGAAUUGGACUGAGCCAGAUCUAAUCUGCAAGAGCCGGAGUAUAAAAACUAUAAAUGAAGGAAAUACACCUUUUUUAAGCAGAUUGGCGAUGGUUACGAUGGUUUGCUGUGCAGUUGGAUUUUUUUUAAACAUCUUACUUGCGUGGAGACCAUGGUCAUAUGACACUGGAGAAGAGCUGACGCCGGAGUUAUUACAGUUCCAUACUCUUUAAGUAUCCUUCUUCAUUCAGUUGGAACUGGACCCAGCUGUUGGGGCAUCUCCUACAAAUGAAGGACUGCAAACUCUGAGCGCCUUACCAAGCCUUGGAUAAAGCAAGC